This is a messenger RNA of Seriola aureovittata, 1814 nucleotides long. RefSeq names its product saoe class I histocompatibility antigen, A alpha chain-like. The coding region runs from base 1410 to 1814 and encodes 134 amino acids. The transcript is spliced from 3 exons. Gene Ontology annotation, cellular component: external side of plasma membrane. The record is from RefSeq and is a predicted model, not a curated record. Gene Ontology annotation, biological process: immune response. NCBI's taxonomy places the organism in Eukaryota, Metazoa, Chordata, Actinopteri, Carangiformes, Carangidae.
UAUUGUUCUUUAUUUGUGCAUAUUCUCCAACUUCCCACAUUCUCAGUCACAUUAGUACAAACUAGAUGACGCGGUAAACCUUGAGCUUUCAGGCUCCCAGAGGUUCUGCAGCUUCCCACUUUGACCAGUUGGUCCAGUUGAAGUUAAUCAAUACAGUAACAAUGAUUCUGACACUUCUUGGAAAGCUGCUGGUCUUGGUGAUGUGGCUUUUUAAAAAAAAAAAAGAAUUCCUUUGUUAACACCAGCUAAGACACACCCGAAAAUUAGGGGAAGUAAGAUGCAUCAAAGUUCCCAUCUGAACUCAAACCAGAGUUCAGUUCUUGGUCAGCAUUUUAAAGUGAGAGCAAUUGGUCGACCCAGAAAGGUGACCGUCUCAAAUAGGAGAAAAAUGAGCUUAAUAUUCAAAAUAUAUCAGCUAUAAAACUGAUCCUUAUGAAUACGGUUUAGAACCGCAACCCAGAUACAAAUUAGUAUUGGGUACCUGUGUAAAAAGAAAAAAAAAGAAAAAAGAAUUUAAGUUCCGCUUAUCAGUUCCUACAUUUCUACCAGGAACUGUGACUUUGUCAUGCAUCAAGUCAAUAGCGCGUGCAUUUAUUUAGAUAUGAGCUGGUAUUCACCGUGUCAGCUGAGGGAGAGCAGGGCAUGGUGUGUCUCUGACACUCCAACGUGUUAAAAGUUACUCAAGAGAGUUACAAACGACCUAGCAUGUACGGCUAACAUUGCAGCAAUGUGAAAGAUAGAGCAGUCAAAGUGUGGCUUCACUCUAGAAGACUAUGGGGAAUGGAUCAAAUUCAAAUAAUACCCAACCCUACUUAUGGGUUAUAACAAAAAUCUGUUCUAACAGUGAUUCAGCAAUUUACAAAUAGGCCUACAUUUCAGUACAAGCUACCACAACUGCCAUUGUUACUUUUAAAUUGUGAAAUACACAUUUUGUUUCAUCUCUCACAUAAAGAGAGUUCAAAGAUGAUCUGCUCUUUAAUCAUGAGCACCACAUGACUUUGAGAAUAGCCUGAAACUGUGCCUCACACAAUGCACAUUUUUAAGGUAAUCUGGUAAAGUAAGGUAAUAAGGUAAUAAAGUAAUAAGUAAGGUAAUCCAGUGUCAUCUGUCCAUCAUUGUUGCAGUCUCUGUUGUGUCUCUGUCUCUGUCUCAGGCGUCCACAUUUUACAGAGGAUGAAUGUCUGUGAAUAGGACGAUGAGACUGAAGAAGGUAUUGGUUUUAAUCAGUAUGGUUAUGAUGGAGAAGAUUUCCUGUCAUUUGACCUGAAGACACUGACGUGGGAUGCUGAGAAAGCCAGAGUAAAAUACAAUGAGAACUUCUUAACUAAGAUCUGUCCAGCGUUGCUGGAGAAGUAUGUAGACUACAGGAAGAGCUCUCUGCUGAGAACAGGUAGAAUCACAGAGCUGUGAUGUUCUGGAGGAAAGAUGGAGAGGAUCUUCAUGAGGACGUGGACCAAGGAGAGAUCCUCCCCAACCAUGAUGGAACCUUCCAGAUGAGUGUUGACCUUUCAUCAGCCAAACCUGAAGACUGGAGGAGGUACGACUGUGUGUUUCAGCUCUCUGGUGUUGAGGACGACAUCGUCACCAAACUGGACAAAGCGGUGAUCAGGACCAACGAAGAGAAGCCCAGUAACACGACUGUCCCCAUCAUAACUGUGGUGUCUGUUCUCACUCUCAUCCUGAUCGCUGUCACUGGAUUCAUGGUUUAUAAAGAGAAGAAAGGAAUAGACGCGCAGGACUAUGUGGCCGUCCUCUGCUGUGAUCCUGGUUUGAAAGCGGACUGGUUUCGUUGUCACUCCUGGAUCGGGGGCUGA